AUGGUAGCUGCUGAUAUAAACACUCAAGUAAUAGAAAGGUCAAACAUUAUCGUUGAUACUACUACAAGGGAAAGACCAAAUGAUUAUGAUUCAUUGCAUAAAACUAAUGUUCUUCAGCCUAAGGAAAAUACUGGUUUUUUGUUAUAUGAUGUUAACUCUGAACUUGAUCCCCGAUAUCAAGAGGAUUUUGAUCAAGAGAACUUAAUG
Messenger RNA from Funneliformis caledonium, 207 nucleotides. The record is from the annotation of a GenBank genome assembly. NCBI's taxonomy places the organism in Eukaryota, Fungi, Glomeromycota, Glomeromycetes, Glomerales, Glomeraceae.